UUUAGCUUAUUUUGACAUAUGUUGGUGAAAAUGUAUGUAUUUGAAACAUAAGGAGUAUAUGAAAGCGGUAUCAUAUCCUCCCAGUUACAAGAAGACUCCACCUCCUGUGCCCCCGCGCACCACCACCAAGCCUCUUAUCUCUGUAACAGCCCAGAGCAGUACAGAGUCCACCCAAGAUGCCUACCAGGAGGGCAGACAUCCACGGGGUGGUCUGUGGACCACGGAUAGCCUCGGCCGUCCCAUCUACAGCUCCACAGACAGCCUGGACAGCACCAAGGCAGUUACCAUGGCCAUGGAAUCAGCAGCAGGCAAGAGGCUUGCGUCUUUGGGCAGCCACACCUCCGUCCAGACAUGUGACAAAGCAGUGCUGGUGUCCAAAGCCGAGGAGUACCUCAAAACCCCACGUUCCUCUAUUGGGAUACAGGUGGAAACUGUGACAGACUCUGAGACUGAAAGUAAAGGCCUUCCUCAGUUCCAUUCAAUAGGUAUCCAGGUGGAGGAUCGAAAACGGCAUGGAAGGUUCAAGCGCUCCAACAGCGUGACCACUGCAGUGCAAGCAGACAUGGAGUUGGAGGGCUUUCCCUCCAUGGAAGACAAGGGCCUGCAGUUCGGUGGCGGUUUUGGUCGCCACUCUGAGCCCAGCACGCCCACGCAAUAUGGGGCCAUCCGUACGGUGCGCACACAGGGCCUGUUCAGUUACAGGGAGGACUACCGGCCGUCCAGCGGGCCCUCAAGCCCGCAGCCUGAACCCUGGCUGGUUGAACCCAGCCUGGAGAGCACCGAGACAGGCCGUGUGUCCCCCCUUCGCAGGGAUGGCAGCUGGUUUAUGCAGCUCCUUCACAAUGAAACCAAGCGGCUGGAAGGAUGGUGCAAAGAGAUGGAGAGAGAGGCAGAGGAGCAUGACCUGUCGGAGGAGAUCCUAGGAAAAAUCCGGAGUGCAGUGGGAAGUGCUCAGCUCCUAAUGUCUCAAAAGUUUCAGCAGUUUUACUGGCUUUGUCAGCAGAAUCUGGACCCCAGUGCCAUGCCCAGACCCACAUCUCAGGACCUGGCUGGAUUCUGGGACCUCUUGCAGCUUUCCAUCGAUGACGUCACUGCCAAGUUUGAUGAGCUGCAGCAGAUCAAGAGCAACCAGUGGCAGCUGGUGGAGAGCCCAGAGAAGAAGGAGCGGAAGUGGCCACCACCUCUGCCAAAGAGGCCGGCCAAAGGGCGUGGUGGCGUGACACGGGAGCGCUCUCUGGACCUUCAGGACCGCCAGCGACAGGAAGCCCGCAGACGCCUCAUGGCUGCCAAACGAGCAGCUUCUUUCAGACAGAACUCAGCCACAGAGAGGGCAGACAGCAUCGAGAUCUACAUCCCAGAGGCCCAGACACGGCUUUGAGGUCCACGGAUUUAUCCUCUGCUCCUCUUGUCCACCUCCACCCAACACCAGCUCGUGGCGUCACAUCCAGGCCUCCUCCUGCUGUCAUCAUUUGUCACUAUUCGUCCCACUUUGUCAUCUGUUGCCAUUCUCUGGGUUGUCCCUACUGAAGCUACACUAGGCCAGAUUUCAGCUGAGAGUGCAUCCCUCAUAUGAGCCCAAAUGACAGUGUGGCACUGCCAUAAGGAAGUCUUCCCUGAGUGAGAAGCUCUACAUUCACCAACUUUAAUUCUUGAGUCAGGGGUGGUUGCUUCUUUACCCACAAGUGGUAAGUGAUAAAUUAGAAAUUUAGAGUGAAGCCCAAACUGUCUCCAAAACAGCAAAAACUGGACACACCAGCGUUAGACCUUCUGCCUCUUUUCCCUGGCGUAAUUUAUGGGUGUUAAAGGUCAAAAAGUGUGAAGUUUCCUAGUGUAGCUUUACGCCCACAGUGGACUUUUUGCCACAGGUUCUGCGCCAUGAGAAUGAGCUGCUAUUCCCCAAAAUAAACAUUUCACUUGGGAUUAAUUUGAGCAAAAUUAAUUCAAGUUAGUAGUUUUUUUUUUCAUCAUUGCCAUUACUGUUAAAACUCUAGUCGUCUCCAUUGUUGCCAUUGCCCCACUGUGAGUAAAGGUAAUGCUAUACUUGCCACAUUCAAAGGGAAACACAAAGUGCAACUUUUCUAAAACGUCUCUCACCAGCAACAAUGGUCUUGGGCUAAAGCAUCCUGUGUUAAGGCACAGUGGCAGCACAGAUUGGUUUUCCCCACAGAAAUGUAUCUUAGCAAGUUAGGAAAGCCUCUGAAAAAUAUAAGGAUAGUAAGAAAUGUUUGACAGCAUGUCUGAAGUGGUGCACAACUGUACUCCAUACUAUCUUUCUACCUACAGUAAACCUGCAUCAUCUGUCCAUUUUUAACCAGGCAUGCUGCAGCUGUUGACCAGUGUUGCUGACCGAGAUCGGGAAAAUAUCGUUACAAAUCCCAAACCAUCAUUUCAACAUUUAUUCAUUUUCAUUCACAUACUACCAUCCCUCUUAGGACUACACACUUUUAAGAUAUGUAUGUUAUCUGCUGCUGGAUACAUUUCCAUUGCAGAACAAAUAUGAAUUAUUAACAAAAGACAGUUUUGCGCAGCCUGGAAGAGGUGACUGUAUCAAACAAUGCAUUUUGCACCUUAUAAUAUUCAUGUUUGUAUUUCCAAGGGAAAUGUAGUUUAUGAAGCUCAUGUGAUAAUGUUGCAGUUGAAUUGCAAGGACAGAAAUGGAAAAUUUACUACCGAAUUUCAUGUUACUCUAUAUAGUAGGUCAUAUAAAUUGCACCUUGUGUUGUUUUAUUUUCAUUCCUUUCUGGAGGCAUUCAGGCCUCUCGUAAUUAAAAUAUUGUGAUUCUAACACUUUUAAUUAUACUUACAGUAUCUAUCAUAUGACCAACAUCACAAUCUACAGUAUACAUUUAGUAUAAAUAGUUAAAACAAUUGUGGGUUGAUUUGACAGUACAUUUGUCUUGCUGA
Messenger RNA from Thunnus maccoyii (southern bluefin tuna), 2904 nucleotides. Its product is annotated as disks large-associated protein 2. The record is from RefSeq and is a predicted model, not a curated record. The transcript is spliced from 7 exons. Gene Ontology annotation, molecular function: molecular adaptor activity. NCBI's taxonomy places the organism in Eukaryota, Metazoa, Chordata, Actinopteri, Scombriformes, Scombridae. Gene Ontology annotation, biological process: signaling. Gene Ontology annotation, cellular component: glutamatergic synapse; postsynaptic specialization. The coding region runs from base 35 to 1378 and encodes 447 amino acids.